UCUCUCUCCAAAACCAUAAAAAGAAAACCAUAAAAGAAACACAAAACUCUGCCCACGUAGACAUGGACGUCGAACAUCACAACUCCGGCCACAUCGAUAGACCAACCGUAGACAUUCCACCAAGAAACCUUCUUUCCUCCGCCAAAUCUCCUUCAAGUCCCUACCCUGACGACAAGGCUCAAAAAGACUGUUGUUACGACUCUGACUCCGACGAUCCUUACGCCGGCGACCAUUUCCGCAUGUACGAGUUCAAGAUCCGACGGUGCACGCGCAGCCGUAGCCACGACUGGACCGACUGUCCUUUCGCCCAUCCCGGCGAAAAGGCUCGUCGCCGUGACCCUCGCCGGUAUCACUACACCGGCGAAGUCUGUCCGGAGUUUCGCAACGGCGGCGAUUGUAGCCGCGGCGAUAUAUGCGGCUUUGCGCACGGCGUUUUCGAGUGUUGGCUCCAUCCUAGUCGUUACCGUACGGAGGCUUGUAAAGACGGUAAGCAUUGUAAGAGGAAAAUAUGUUUCUUUGCUCACUCUCCACGUCAGCUUAGAGUUCUCCCGCCGUCGGAAAAUUUUGUCUACGGCGGAGGUGGAUCGGCGGUUUCAUCUCCGGCGUCCGUAUUGAGUAGUAAAAAUAGUCGUUGUUGUAUGUUUUGUUCACACUCUCCCACGAGCACUCUCUUGGAUUUAUCUCCACCGUUAUCUCCGGCUAACAAAUCCGCCGUAUUUUCACGGCUGAGCCACCGUCACUCCGCCGUGGCGUGCAAGGAAGCUCUAAACGAGAUGAUUCAUUCUUUGGAUUCCUUUAGUCUCAAGGAAGCCCUCGCGGUAACCACUCCGGUUACCACGGGGGCGACCAUGCUUUCCUCAGCAAAUAUAAGCAACCACCACCGUCUUCCGCAGUGGCUUGAUGUCGGAGACAGAGAUCUCCAGAGUUCCCUUCAGUAUUCUUUUUCACCUUCUUCAGCUCCAAGUUACCUAAAUGGUCAGCUGCCGCCACCGAGCUUCUUCAGCGAUGACUUCACGCCACGUGGCGGCCGUUUAAGCGAUUUCACGGUGGCUGCAGCUGCGGCAGCGGAAGCUAGGGAUAAGAAUAGCUUUGAGGUGGGUUCUAGUGGCGAUCUUGAUCUCGGUUGGGUGAACGAUCUUUUGACAUGAUCAAUGUGAUCAUGAUCGGAGAUAGGUAAGGAAUGUAUGGGCGGAGGAGUUCCGUCGUGAGCCAUUGUUUAUUGAAAAAUUGUUAAUUUUUACUAGUGUUUUAAUUUUUUCUUUUAGGUUUCAAUGUUAUUUUCUAAAAUAAGUCCAUAACUUCUAUUGUGAUAUUUGAUAUCUUGGAACUUGUAAAAUUUACUAUAUUUAGGAUCGAAUUCCUAUGUAAUGUUUACUUCAAAAUAUUCUCUUUACUAAAGAAACACCUGUUGUAAUUAUUUGUCUAC
Messenger RNA from Eruca vesicaria subsp. sativa (arugula), 1426 nucleotides. The record is from the annotation of a GenBank genome assembly. Lineage: Eukaryota; Viridiplantae; Streptophyta; Magnoliopsida; Brassicales; Brassicaceae.